This is a messenger RNA of Saccharomyces paradoxus, 1623 nucleotides long. RefSeq names its product bifunctional hydroxyethylthiazole kinase/thiamine-phosphate diphosphorylase (gene THI6). NCBI's taxonomy places the organism in Eukaryota, Fungi, Ascomycota, Saccharomycetes, Saccharomycetales, Saccharomycetaceae. Gene Ontology annotation, molecular function: ATP binding; magnesium ion binding; thiamine-phosphate diphosphorylase activity. The transcript has a single exon. Gene Ontology annotation, biological process: thiamine biosynthetic process. The record is from RefSeq and is a predicted model, not a curated record. Gene Ontology annotation, cellular component: cytoplasm. The coding region runs from base 1 to 1623 and encodes 540 amino acids.
AUGGUAUUUGCUAAGGAUGAAGUUGAUUACUCUUUAUAUCUGGUGACAGAUUCCACCAUGCUUCCACCGGGAACUACUUUGUGUUCUCAGGUUGAAGCUGGGUUGAAAAAUGGUGUGACACUAGUUCAAAUUCGUGAAAAGGAUACUGAGACGAAGAAUUUCAUCGAAGAGGCUUUGGAAGUACAAAAGCUAUGUAAGAAAUAUAAUGUUCCACUAAUCAUCAAUGACCGUAUAGAUGUCGCUAUGGCAAUUGAUGCUGAUGGGGUACAUGUGGGCCAGCAGGACAUGCCAAUCCCAAUGGUAAGAAAACUUUUGGGUCCUUCCAAAAUUCUUGGAUGGAGUGUCGGUAAGCCUUCUGAAGUAGAGACGUUGGCUAAAUGGGGGCCAGAUAUGGUAGAUUAUAUUGGUGUUGGCACCAUUUUUCCAACAUUGACAAAGAAGAACCCUAAAAAAUCACCCAUGGGUCCUCAAGGUGCGAUUGCUGUUUUGGAUGCGUUGGAGGAGUUCAAAGCUACAUGGUGUAGAACGGUUGGUAUUGGUGGUCUUCAUCCUGAUAAUAUUCAGCGUGUUCUUUGCCAAUGCGUUUCUUCAAAUGGGAAGAGAUCGUUGGACGGUAUCUCAUUGGUCAGCGAUAUCAUGGCCGCCCCAAACGCCUGUGCAGCAACUAAGAGGUUAAGAGGGUUGUUAGAUGGAAACAAGUACCAAUUUGUUGAGUUUAAGUUAAAUAAUGCAUUUCCUACGACAGCUUCCAUUCAAAGCGUUAUCUCUCAAGUCUCAAGCAAUCGUCCGCUAGUGCAACAUAUUACCAAUAAGGUUCACCAAAAUUUUGGUGCCAAUGUCACUCUAGCCUUAGGCUCAUCCCCUAUCAUGUCUGAAAUCGAAAGUGAAGUAUCUGAACUAGCAAGCAUUCCGAAUUCUUCUUUACUAUUGAAUACUGGAUCAGUGGCUCCUAUUGAGAUGCUAAAAGCUGCAAUUAAUGCCUAUAAUGAAGUUAGCAGACCCAUCACCUUUGAUCCGGUUGGGUACAGUGCCACUGAAACAAGGCUCUGCUUGAACAACACUUUACUCACUUAUGGCCAAUUUGCUUGUAUAAAGGGUAAUUGCAGUGAAAUACUGUCCCUAGCCAAAUUGAAUAAGCAUAAAAUGAAGGGCGUCGACUCCAGCAGCGGAAAAAUUGACAUCGACAUGCUUGCGCGCGCAACUCAAAUCGUGGCAUUCCAAUACAGGACUGUUGCUGUUUGUACGGGUGAGUUUGAUUGUGUUGCUGAUGGCACUUUUGGCGGUGAUUACAAGCUCUCAUCAGGAACAGAAGGUAUUACCGCUGAAGAUCUUCCAUGCGUAAUAAUUGAAGAUGGUCCAAUUCCUAUCAUGGGUGACAUAACUGCAAGUGGAUGUUCGCUUGGCUCUACAAUUGCUUCUUUUAUUGGUGGGUUAGAUUCUACUGGAAAUCUGUUUGAUGCUGUGGUUGGUGCUGUCCUAUUAUACAAAUCGGCUGGUAAACUGGCUUCAACCCGUUGCCAAGGAAGUGGUUCGUUCCAUGUCCAAUUGAUCGACGCAUUAUACCAGUUAUUCCAUGAAAAUAAACCAGAAAACUGGUCCGCUUCUUUGAAGAAAUUCAAAUAA